This is a messenger RNA of Athene cunicularia (burrowing owl), 6435 nucleotides long. RefSeq names its product family with sequence similarity 160 member B1 (gene FHIP2A). The coding region runs from base 138 to 2300 and encodes 720 amino acids. The transcript is spliced from 17 exons. NCBI's taxonomy places the organism in Eukaryota, Metazoa, Chordata, Aves, Strigiformes, Strigidae. The record is from RefSeq and is a predicted model, not a curated record.
CCCCAUAGCUCGCACCUUCCCUUCCUUUACAAGAAGAUUUUGUCUACCACUGGAAGGCAAUCACCCAUUACUACAUAGAGACAUCAGAUGACAAAGCUCCUGUGACUGAUACCAAUAUUCCUUCUCACCUGGAACAGAUGUUGGAUAUUCUGCUUCAAGAAGAAAGUGAGAGGGAAUCAGGUGAAACAGGACCAUGUAUGGAAUAUUUGCUACAUCACAAGAUUUUGGAGACACUCUACACACUAGGAAAAGCUGAUUGUCCUCCAGGCAUGAAACAGCAAGUUUUGGCUUUUUAUACAAAACUUCUUGGAAGAAUACAGCAACCUCUUCUUCCCCACAUAAAUGUGCAUAGACCGGUGCAGAAAUUAAUUCGGCUGUGCGGUGAAGUUCUGGCAACACCAACAGAAAAUGAAGAAAUUCAAUUUCUCUGUAUAGUAUGUGCAAAGCUGAAAGAGGAUCCAUACCUAGUCAACUUCUUCCUUGAGGUCAUUCAGGAUCCUGUUUUGCACCUUUACAGGAGGCAGAGUAAGUUAAAAGCAAUGGCUUCCAAAGGAUCAUCAGGUGUAAUCACAGAAGACAUGCUAAAAGGCCAAGAGUCUUUGACAGCAGACACAGGACAGGCCGUUCAGCCUGAAGAAAUGCCGAGCGCUGCUGGAGCGGAGCACGUGGAGAAGGAAGAUGAUCUCCUGCAACAGGCGGAUGAUCUCUCUUUCAGUAUGGAUGAGCUAAAUGUCACAUCAUCACCUGAGUCCUCCACUGUUCGUCCAAAUCAAGACUAUAAUUUAGUGAAUUCUCUACUAAACCUCACUAAAAGUCCCGACGGCCGGAUAGCAGUGAAGGCCUGUGAAGGCCUCAUGCUUUUGGUGAGUUUGCCAGAACCAGCAGCUGCCAAGUGCCUGACUCAAAGCACUUGUUUAUGUGAAUUGUUGACAGACAGGCUGGCCACCCUCUACAAAGCCCUGCCUCAGUCACUGGAUCCCUUAGACAUUGAAACAGUGGAGGCAAUUAACUGGGGUUUGGAUUCCUACAGCCACAAAGAGGAUGCAUCUGCUUUUCCAGGGAAAAGAGCAUUGAUUUCGUUUCUUUCAUGGUUUGACUACUGUGAUCAACUCAUCAAGGAAGCACAAAAGACUGCUGCUGUUGCUAUGGCAAAAGCUGUGCGGGAGCGAUUUUUCAUUGAUGUCAUGGAACCCCAGCUGAUGCAAACUUCAGAGAUCGGAAUCCUCACAUCAACUGCACUAUUGCAUCGCAUUGUUCGUCAAGUGACUUCAGAUGUCCUGCUGCAGGAAAUAGUUUAUUUUAUACUUGGAGAACACAGAGAGCCAGAAACUUUGGCAGACAUCAACAGACAUCCAUUGCGACACAGAUUAAUCGAACACUGUGAUCAUAUUUCUGAUGAGAUCAGCAUAAUGACUUUACGAAUGUUUGAGCACCUUUUGCAAAAACCCAAUGAGCACAUUCUUUAUAAUUUGGUUCUGAGAAAUUUAGAAGAAAGAAACUAUAUGGAAUACAAGCCUUUCUCUCAAGAAGAUAAAGAUGUGGUAGAGAAUGGACAGAUUGCAGGAGCAGUAGACCUAGAGGAAGAUCCGUUGUUUACUGAUCUGUCUCCAGAUAACACAUUGUCAACUCAAGAGUGGCUCAGUGCUUCUCCACCUGUCAGCCCAGAACAUUCAAAAAAUGAUGGGAAGACUGAAGUUCAUAAAAUUGUAAAUAGUUUUCUCUGUCUUGUACCUGAUGAAGCUAAGUCGUCGUACCACGUGGAGGGUACAGGUUAUGAUACUUACCUCAGAGAUGCGCACAGACAAUUCCGGGAUUAUUGUGUCAUCUGCUUACGGUGGGAGUGGCCUGGAUUUCCCAGAUCUUUGGAAAAGUGCAAUUUAGAAGCAUCAUUUUUUGAGGGACAUUUCUUGAAAGUCCUGUUUGAAAGAAUGGGAAGAAUUCUUGAUCAGCCCUAUGAUGUAAAUUUACAAGUUACGUCAGUGUUGUCCAAACUGUCCUUGUUUCCCCAUCCUCAUAUACAUGAAUACCUUUUGGAUCCUUAUGUAAACCUAGCUUCUGGCUGCAGGUCUCUCUUCUCUGUUAUUGUCAGGGUCGUUGGGGACCUCAUGGUUAGAAUCCAGCGCAUCCCAGACUUCACUCCCAAACUUCUUCUGGUCAGAAAACGCCUGCUGGGUUUGGAGCCAGAAGGGCCCAUCAUUGACCACAUGACGUUACUAGAGGGCGUGAUUGUGCUGGAAGAAUUCUGCAAAGAGCUGGCAGCAAUUGCAUUUGUGAAGUAUCAUGCCUCAUCUACACCAUAAGCAGCCUUGAUGAGUAGCCAGGCUGUAAAACCACCUAGCUUGUUUUGGUCAAAAAACUAUGGACAGCACCCAGAUGAGAAGAUGUGGUGCCUCCUGGCAAAGUGUCAGUUGACAUUUGGCAGAAUUGGCAGAGAAGUUAUUUUCACCAGAUGUUGACGCUGCAAGAGAGAGGGAUUCAAAUGGACCUUAGAAUAUGAUUGAAGGCAUUCUGGGAGAAACCAAUGCAUAGCAUUUCUAGCCACUGUGUGAAGAGCUGCAAAAGCUGCAUGAAAAACCACAGGCAUCAGACCUUGGUUAUUCAUUAUAAUGACAACAUUUAGAGAGUUGGGUCUUUGUAUGUUCUGGGGCUCACAUGCACCAAUUCGCUUUUUGUGACCAUAUUACUUUUAAAAAGCAAAUUAAUUUUAUAACAUUUUUAUGUCUUAAUUCUUUUCAGUUGGAUAUAUGAAAGGAAAUCACAAUUAUAGUUGCAACGUGUAUUAUUAAAAAUGAACAGGUUCAAAAAAUCCACCAAUCCAUAUACAGUCAGAUGUAUUAAUGAGGGAUCAUUUUUGGUUUGGUGAAUCUUAAAGACAAUUGUGAGCUUGAUUCCCUGAUGGGUUACUCCAAGAGAUAUAUCAGUAUAAAAUAAGUACUAAUGGAAUUAAUCCCAAUUCAGCAUCACAACCGUAACAAAUAUAUCUGAAGUGUACGUGUUUCUAGCAUGUUUGUCUCUGUCAUUCCAAAUGACUGCUCUUCAAGUCAUCUGUGUAACUAGAUUUGCUUUACGUUUUUGCAUGUGAACUCUUGUUGCUUGACUUAUGUCACAUUUGCAGAGAAGUUAAUUAUAGGUCGUUAGUAGUUGUUGCUGAAAUAGUAUUUUUAAUUUCUUUAAAAUUGGUAUUCAGCCUGAUUUGGUUUAAGAAUAUUCUGUGCCUUGAAAGUUGGCAGCAUAAACAUUCUGUCAUUUUUAGAAAUAUUUUUAUUGCUUAUCUAACCAUAGCAAUAGUGCCCAGCAAAAGAUUGACUGAUGCCAGUUCAGUUAAAGCGUUGAUACCAUAUAUAGGACCAAAAUUUGUGCCUGCUUUUCAUAGUGCUGGGAUGCAGAAAUGUCUCUCAGUGAAUCGUUUUCAGUAUCAGCCAGGGCAGGCAUUUGCACUGCAAGUGGAGGGCCACUUGGACUUGAGCAGGCUUUGCUCCUGUUUCUCCAGCUCGAAGGCAGCCUGCAGUCAGUCAGGUCCUGCUGCUCACUGCUGCUCACGCUGGCAGGUUCAAGGGGCCGAGCUUUAAACCUCAAGUCACACGGAGUGACUUGGGUGCGAGACCUGCCCUGCUCUCUGCACGUGUGUGGUGUCUCUGUCCCCUCCUGUGAACAUGACAGCAUAGGCAUGCAAGGUAGAGUUUAGCUCCUUGUGUUUACAUUGCAUUUCUUUGUCUUUCCUACUAUCCUAUUUGCACAGCUAAUGCCCAUUUCAGAUGGACUAAUUUACUCAGUGACGAAUUUUUCUGGAUUUACAUGACUGUACCUAGAAUCAGAUUCUGCUCUGAAUCCGUGCCUUUGAGGUCUUGUUUUUUUUAAUAUUCAUGGAACUUGGCUGGUGAGAGGCCUUUUAAGUUAGCAGGUUAAUUAGAACAGUGUCACAGUUAAUGGGCUGAAUUUAUUCUUGUCACAACAGUGAAGAGGGUCCUGCUGUAAAAGCUUCCAGUAGAGGGUCAGCUGGAGAGAGCAGUUCUGGAACUGGGGAAGCAUUUUGGCAUGUAGAAGUUCUUCAGUGGCUCCCUAUACUGGGAGGCUUUUGUGCAAAGUGUUGCAUUUAUGUGACAAACAAAAUCAUGUUUUAUUUCCUGACUUUUUUUUUUUUUUUCCUGAAUUUAGCCCCAAAGUGUUUUCAGGUCAGAGUAGCAUAGUAGGAUGAAGUUUAAAAAAAUUACUUUUUUUUUCAUUUUUUUUCUUUAGAAACAUAGUGUAGCAAAUAAUUUUUAGUGAUAUGUAUUGCAGUCAGUCCAUAUUAGAAGCUUCAUUAAUGUAAUGUACCUGACGCAUAGUUUAGAACUUGUAAAUGUCUGUGCAGAGUGGUGUCUAAUACAUUUGUUAUAAAUAAGGUGCCAAUUCAGUAAAGCAGUUAAACUUAAUUUCAAGAAUUUUGUUUCUAAAUCACAAUAUUUUACAUAAACAAAGUUAAGCUGUUGAGUACAAAUGCUGAUGCUUUACUGAAUUUGGAUCUUUAUUGGUUUUGCUUGAGCUUAAUUACUUUUUCCUUAGAUUUUCUAUUUUCAUUAUUUAUUUUUUUAAAGUGUAUGUUCCAGAAUACUUCUAAUGUUCCAAUUUCACUGGAAACUGGAAGUGAUACUACUACUAUAAAUGAAAGUGAGAGAAAUAUUAAACAAAACUUGAAAGAGCAUUCCAAGUAAUAUAACAAUUUAUAAAGCCAUUCAAGAGAUGCCUGAUCUCAAAUGAAAGCAUUAACACCUCUUUUGUUGUUGUUCCUUUCACUGAUACCUGAGCUCAUUAAGGAAUGGUAUCAGUCAUCUUCUGGAAGGACUUCUGCAACCUCUGUGGCAUUUUAAUGCAAAACAGUCUGCCAAGCUGUAAACCAAUUCCUUCAAACUUGUCCAUGAGAAAAAUAGGUAGAUAUAACUAUAAGCACUCUUAAAUUCGAGAUGUAAUUGUUUGGUCUCCAGCAACAUUGGUGAUGUUCUUGCAAACUAAAUGUUACUUAGUCGAUAAGUUUAUCACAUGGAUCCAUCCUGAUGGAAGUGAAGCAAUCCUUAAAGUUGCUUUAGCCUACAGAGCUUUUGUGAGUGCUGCCUACAAACCCUUAAUUACCAUACAUGAUGACAAUGACCUUUAUUUUUUAUAAGUGAUUUAAUCUUCCUUAAGAGAUGGAACUCAUUUAAUUAUUUUUGUGGUGAUACUUUUCAUGCACUUUUUUUUUUAAAAAAAAAGGGGUUAGAAGUUAGUUCAGGUCCAUGUUUUCACCUUUCUGAUCUAUGCAUGUCAUUGAGGUGCCCAUUUUGUUUCUCUGUGUGUGUGUUUGUAUGUGGUUAUUUAUUACCCAGAGAUGGACACCUGAAAAAAUAAAUGGCCUGAAGUUCACAGCAUGUGCAGAUCCUCCAGAUGUCAGUGGGAAAUGCAAAUGCUUAUCACCUUAAGAAGUACGGCCACUAGUAUUAGAUCGAAAUACUUGAGAGGUAAUACUAAUUUUUUAUUUCAAAAAGCAGAUCCAAACCACAUUUUAAUCUUGAUGCACAUGUGUGUAAAUAGGCACAUUUUUUACGUUUUUUUCCACUUACAGUAUGUAUUUGAUUUAGACUCCAAUGUAGAAAAUUUUGUAAUAAGCCAUGCGCUAGGUCUGGUAGAACAAGUUUGUCCUUAGUUUCUCAUAUGACUGUAAUAUUCCUGGUUAUUCAGAUCCUGUCUGUGUAAUAUUCUUACUCUGUAUUUGUCUGUGCAAUAUAAAAGCUGUGACUUGAUACACAGCUUGAGUCUGGUUGUACACCACCUAUGUAUAUAUAUACAUAUAUAUAUAUAUAUAUAUAAAAAAAAAAGGACCAGAAUCCUGAGCUUUCUUACACUAUGACUAGUGUAAAGAUUGUCACACUUUAUUUUACAGGGCACAAGUAAUCAUGGAAUGGCUUUGUAAAUGCGUGGUAAUUUCUAACAUGACCUGCUGCGUAAUUUCACAGAUGACAUUUUAUUAUUGCUAUUUGUCUUGCUAAAAGAAAUACUAAACCAAAUUGCUCAGUAAAAUUGAAGGAUUAUGUAGUAGACUUGGAGCUACGUGGAAAAUCCUAGUCUGAUAUUGCGUAUCAUACAGGGUUUUCAAACCGUGAUCCUCAACACUUCCUGUGCCCUGUAAAAUAGUGUAACUAUAUAAAAUAUAUACUCCUUGUUUUGCCUCCUGCCUUGUUUACAUUAAACAGAGGAUAUUCAGUAAAAUUUUUCUAUUAAACUUUUGUGUAGGUCACUUACUGGCAGUGUUGCCAAGGUUUCACAAGUGUGGGAUUUCCAGUGAGGAAUUGUUGAAACAGCUACAUUACCAGACAUACAAUACUAAGUUUUAUGAAGGAGGUUGUGAUAAAUUCCAACUUUUUGUGCUAAAAAAUGCAUGGAGGAUUAAAAGGGAUAUUCUCAAAAUAAAUUAAUUUCAUUGAA